Sabethes cyaneus is the source of this 3168-nucleotide messenger RNA. RefSeq lists its product as uncharacterized. The transcript has 17 exons. Gene Ontology annotation, biological process: signal transduction. Bases 1 to 3168 code for a protein of 1055 amino acids. Lineage: Eukaryota; Metazoa; Arthropoda; Insecta; Diptera; Culicidae. The record is from RefSeq and is a predicted model, not a curated record.
AUGGACAGCUCAGGGUUUUGGAGCAAGGGAACACGGCUAUCUAACGCUUUCCGCUGUGCCGGGACGCGGGUACAGCACCGACGAAACUCAAUGGUCGUCAAUAGAGUUGUAGUCGCUGCAAUGGCAGGUGCGGCUCGCACCCACGUUCUUUCGGUUUCGCCGGCUAGGUCGGUCGACACUUCACCAGUGCGUGCAGCGGCGGGCAGCGAAAUGUCGAAAACAAUGGGUGAAUCGCGCAGAUCGUGCUCAGCGUCAUCAUCGUCCUCCGGCGGAGGAAAAUCUAAAUCUAAACCGUGCAAACAGCAGUGCAAGCCAAUAGACGUUUCUGUCCUGCAACAACCCACCGGACCGGAACACGUGACCGUCGCCGGUGAUUACGAUAAUGAUUUUCGUUCCAGCGGCAACAAACCGAGGCGCGACGAAGUAUCGGAACUCCGGCGGGCUCUUCGCCAUGUGUACUAUCUGGUGUUCGCGCUUGUGUGUUGUGUGUUCGGGCUUUCGUUUUUCGCACUUAAUUACGUGAACGGUCGGCUAGGUGAAAAAGCUCCGGUGAAAACUACUAAUCCACAGCCGGUGCUGAACGACAAUCGAGUGGAGGAAAUAGUCAGCAAGUGCUUGAAAAAUAACAUCGAUAAAUUUAGUCAGGAUUUAAUAGCCCACGUACGGGAGUCGGUCGAUUUCAGUUCGUUCCUGCCUUAUUUACCAGCCGGCCAGAAAGUACAAAAUGAACGCAAAUCAAGCGGACAGCACGAAAUCAGACUGAAACGGGAUCUCAAUCUGUACGAUGACAAUUUGGUGCCGGACCAGGACGGUCCAAAUGUUGAAUUUUUCAACCCAAAACUGCGUUCCGAGUUGGAAAAGAAAGACGCGGAAAUCAUCAAGAAGACGGGCCUAAAAGGUGCAGCUCCCGGAGGAGAUUCCUGGGUUUGGUUGACGAGCCACUCUCGAAUUCCGUUCAACAUAAUCUCCGGUUUUUGCCGGGCGACGAAAGAGUACUGCCCACCGGGACCGCCCGGUUUGCCGGGUAUCCCGGGCCCGAAAGGAAAUCGUGGUGACGUUGGUCUGCCCGGUCCCGCCGGCAUUGACGGCCGGGAGGGCAAACCGGGCCCACGCGGUCCCAAAGGUGAAAUCGGUUAUCCAGGUAAUCCCGGCCUGGACGGAAGGGACGGAGUCCCGGGUGAACCUGGCCUUGACGGUGUGCCCGGUCGAGCGGGUGCUGACGGUAUUCCCGGCCGGGAUGGCAAGGAUGGAACCCCCGGCAUCAAUGGACAGAACGGUAUAGAUGGAAAGAAUGGUAUUCCGGGACCGAUGGGACCCGUCGGACCGCCGGGUGAGCAGGGAACAAGAGGUCUGCACGGACCACGCGGUAAGCCGGGCCGGCCGGGGAUUAACGGUACUCCCGGAACACCUGGAAUCAACGCAUGGAAGAUUAAGGUCAACGAUACGUUCUCCAACGAGUUGCUCGUACCACCAACGAUCGCCGGUGCAGGGACACCGGAAGCGCUGCGACCGAUUGUGGUGCAGGAAGGCACGCAUCUGAGGCUACGCUGUGCUGCGACCGGGACGCCAAAGCCACAUGUUGAGUGGCGUCGUGAGGAUGGAAAAACGAUAUCCAAUGGAGCAUGGCAAGCGUCAUCGAUGGCCGGACACACUCUCAACAUUACCAAAAUCAAUCGGGUGCACAUGGGAGCUUAUCAGUGUUUGGCAGACAACGGCAUUCCACCCCCAGCAAACCAGACGUUCAACAUCGAAGUUCAUUUUCCGCCACUGGUACGGGUACGGAAUCAAAUGGUUUACGCUACAAAUGGUUCGACGGCUACGUUCGAGUGUGAGGUGGAAGCGUUCCCGGAGGCGCUGAAGUACUGGGAGCGCGUACCGGGCGGUCGCCUUCUGGAGCCGGGCGACAAAUACCAGAUGGAAACUCACAAUGACGGGUACAAAUCGAUAAUGCGGUUAAACAUAACCAACAUCCGGCUGGCAGACUUCGGCGAGUACCAUUGUAUUGCCAAGAACGAGCUCGGCAUCACGCAGGCAGAGUUUCACUUAAUGGAACCUUCGCCGUACAUCAUCCACAGACCGGGUAGCAUGGGCGAACGAAAGGAAUAUGGAGAACAGCCACCGAAGGUCGAAUCGUACGAGGAAAUCUGUGGUCCGCCGACUACGUGCCCGGAGUGUCCCGAUCCAAGGGACUUCAAAUGCAAGGAUACGAUUGUUUCCUUGUACGAUCUGGUGGGAAAUCUGGAGAUCAAGCAAACCGGAAACGUAAGCUAUCCGGGAUUGGGAAACCGAACAACAGAUUGUGUAUUGUACGCGGUAGGCAAGCCGGUCUACCACAAGUACACCGAUCAAAACUACGGUGCCUGGCUGAAGGACGCUGCCUCCCGGAACGAUGCCAUAGAGAAGAAGAUCUGGGCCACGCGAGAAAACGACACGAGUCGAUUGUACGAGUUUGCCAAUAAAACCACCUACCGGAAUAAUGUCGCUACGAAGACGUAUCGACUGGAUAAACCGUUUAGGGGUAAUGCUCACGUUGUGUACAACGGAUCCUUCUACUACAACGAGCGAAACUUACCACGAAUCAUCAAAUAUGACCUCAACUCUGAGCGUCAAACAGCGGUCAAGGAGAUCGAAGGUGUAACGACGAAUGGCUCGAAUUAUCUCUACACGACCGAGUUCAACUAUAUGGACUUCAACGUCGAUGACAACGGCCUCUGGGUUAUCUACAGUACACCGGAAUCCAACAACACUAUCGUUGCCAAGCUCAACGAGUACAACCUGGAUAUACAGUACAGCUGGAACAUUAGUGUUAACCAUCACAAGGUUGGGGAAAUGUUUAUCGUAUGCGGUGUGCUCUACGCCAUUGACUCGGUAACGGAGCGAAACACCAAGAUUAGACUGGCACUGGAUUUGUAUCACAGCAAACUGCUUGACGUUAGUCUGACGUUCACUAAUCCGUUCCGGAAGACGACAACCGUCGGCUACAAUCCGAAGAACAAGGAGCUGUACACCUGGGAUCGCGGCAAUCAACUAACGUACCCGAUUCGGUAUCACGUAACCGAUUACAACAUAACGGCCGUGGAAAAGCCGGACGACGCUCUCAAUCCGCAGAUGCAAACGGGCUACGAUAUUUUUCACGAUCAUGAUAGCGACAACGAUGGCGGUCAUUAG